AUGGCUCACACCCUUACUCAAGUUCGCACGUGGAAUGCCGCCUUGAAGACUACACGUCCGGACCUGGUGGCUCUCUUUGUAGGAGCUACUAGCGGAAUCGGAAGAAACACGGCUGUCAGAUUAGCUGCUUCUGUUGAUCGUCCAACUAUAUUUACUAUCGGCCGUAAUGAGGCUGCAGGUGCCGAGGUUCUGGAAGAGUUGAAGGCCGCAAACAAGAAUGGCACCUAUAAAUUCUUCCCGGUGGACGUAUCUCACCUUCGCAAUGUCGAUGAAGUUUGCCACAAGUUAAAGCCAGAGAUUCAGGAACUGGAUCUUCUGUUUCUUUCAUCUGGAGCCCCAUCUUUCGGCAAAAAGGAGGGCGAUGAUAACAUCGAUGUCAACCAUAUCAUUCGGUACUACAGUCGCUUGCGAUUUGUUCACAACCUACUUCCGUCACUUGAACUUUCCAAAUCUCCACGCGUUGUCAGCGUCCUCGCAGGCGGCCAGGAAAUGAUGAUCGAGGAGGACAACCUCGAUUUGAAGAAAAGCUUCUCCUUUUCCGCCGGAAAUGGCUACCCGACGACCAUGACUACUCUCGCUUUCGAACAUCUGGCAUCAACACAUCCUUCGGUCAGCUUCAUCCAUGACUUCCCGGGUAUCGUGGCGACACCACUGUUUAAGAAGGUCGCGGGACCUAUUCUUGGUUCAAUCUUGGGCUUCUUGAGCAAAGUCGUCUCGAUUCCGGCUUCGGAGAGUGGGGAGUGGCACACAUACCUGGCUACUGCACCUGAAUAUAAGUCUAAGAAUGUCGCUGAUGAGCCAUCUGGAGGCUCAUAUAUUCUCAAUCACGAUGGAAAGGAUGUUACCAACCAAAAGUUGAUGGAGCAGUUCCGGGAGAAGAACUUCCCUUCCAUUGUUUGGAAGCAUACGCUCGAUACAUUUGAAAAACUCUCUGCUUAA
This is a messenger RNA of Penicillium verhagenii, 939 nucleotides long. Its product is annotated as short-chain dehydrogenases/reductase. Bases 1 to 939 code for a protein of 312 amino acids. The record is from RefSeq and is a predicted model, not a curated record. Gene Ontology annotation, biological process: secondary metabolic process. NCBI's taxonomy places the organism in Eukaryota, Fungi, Ascomycota, Eurotiomycetes, Eurotiales, Aspergillaceae. The transcript has 2 exons.